AUGGACCUGGAUAAUAAUGCUUUUCCUAGGCCGCAAUGGCACGCAUUGCUAUCAUUACUUGACGCCACAGUUCCGCCUAUUCUGGUAUCAGACUCUUCAUCCACUCAUGAUGACUACCUUCAAAUCUCUCAAGAAGAGUUCGAAAGGCACUAUCAUGAUAUCCGGCGGAGAUUGAAGCACCCGCCAAGUAAGACGGCGUUCCAGGAGUACCUGGCAACGCGGCCCUCCGAGAAUCCGACGUUCGUUAAGUGCAUCAGAAAAAACAUCGGUGCACUUCCCCCAGGCCUAAGGGUGCAGCUUUACCGUGCUUUGGGUCUCAUGAUGACUCGACUUGGAAGCUUGAUUAGUACGGGCUACUUCACCCCUUUCGACCGCCAAUCAGUUGCCGUGCGGGAAGCGAUUCUACGCUCGUGGCGAAGUUCCUGGUUCUCCAUCUGGCCUAUGUUUGGGAGGACAUUUGUCCAACUGGGAACCAUAACUUGGAGUCAAACGGAUCCUUUAUUCCACGGAUUGAGUGACUUCGUGGCCGAUCCGCAUUCAGAAUCCGGUCCUACUGUCGACUUCAACUUCAUGAAUUUUGAUGCUACCCCUGAGCCUAUACAUAUAGAAACCGAUAUUGUGAUUGUCGGUUCGGGAUGUGGGGGUGGGGUGUGCGCGAAAGUCCUAGCUGAAGCUGGACAUAAGGUUCUUGUAGUCGACAAAGGGUAUUAUAUGCCUCCAAGCCAGCUUCCCAUUGGAGUUGAUUCCACGGAAUUAUUAUUUGAAGGGGAAAGCGGCGGCCUAUCGACCGUAGAUGGCUCGUUUGUAGUCGCGGCAGGGAGCUGCUGGGGAGGCGGCGGCACCGUGAAUUGGGCCGUGAGUCUGCCGCCACCGGACUGGUUGCGCAAAGAGUGGGCGGAAGAGAAGGGCUUGAAAUUCUUCUCUACGUCGGACUUCCAGAAUUCCAUUGACCGCGUCUGCGACUUCGUUGGCAUGGACGAGACUUGGGCGACACAGCAUACCCAUGCUAAUAGAGUCCUGAUUGAAGGCUCUAAAAAGCUUGGAUGGAGUGCCAAAGCUUCCUUAACAAACACGGCCCCAGGGCAUAAUUGUGGGAGUAGGUGCGGAGGGGGAUGUAGACAAUCAAAGAAACAAGGUCCAGCUGUGAGUUGGUUACCGGCAGCGGUAAAAGCUGGUGCUCGGUGUAUUGAAGGAUUCGACGUGUCUAAAGUGCUCUUUGAAGAAAACGGCGGAUCAAAAAACGCUGUUGGAAUUGUAGGUACAUGGACUUCGAGGGACAAAAACGGCAACUUCAAUAAUGUACCCAAGUCCGAGGUUCGUCAGCGACAGGUUCAUGUCAGAGCAAAGAAGGUGAUCAUAGCGAGCGGUACACUAAACACUCCAUUGAUAUUGCUAAGAAGCAACUUGAAGAACCCUAAUAUAGGUAAAAACCUGCAUCUUCACCCCACCAACAGUAUAAGCGCCGUGUUUGAUGAAGAGAUCCGCGGAUGGGAAGGUGAGAUUAUAAGCUCCGUCGUGACGGAAUUCGAAGAUCUAGACGGGAAAGGCCACGGGCCUAGAAUUGAAACGACCUCUAUGCUCCCUCAUACGGCUGUCUUCCAAAUCCCAUGGCACGGUGGGUUGCAAUUCAAGUUGGAUGCGCUCAAGUACCGACAGAUGAAUUGCUUCAUGGCCCUCAUCAGGGAUCGGGAUAGUGGCAGAGUCACUCCGAAUCCAGACGACGGAAGCCCUAUCAUAGCCUACACAACAUCAUCGUUCGAUCGUGCGAGUCUGAUGGUGGGACUGGUAGCCAUCGCGAAAAUAUGUUACAUGCAAGGCGCCAUAGAGCUGCUGCCAAUGGUGCCUGGUUUGCCCUGCUACCGAAGCGACUUGCCUGUCCACGAACGGACGCUUGACGAUGCAGACUUCGCAAAGUGGUUAACUCGCCUCCAAGCGGCAGACCUGAACUCUUCGUCUGGCACUUUCGGCUCAGCUCACCAAAUGGGGAGUUGCCGCAUGAGCACGAGCCCCGCUACUGGCGUCGUAAAUGAAGACGGCAAAGUGUGGGAUACUGAAAACUUAUAUGUUGCAGACGCGAGCGUGUUCCCUUCGGGCUCUGGUGUGAAUCCUAUGAUUACUAUUAUGGCUAUUGCGGACCAUAUUGCUAGGGGUAUUUCGAAACAGAUGUGA
This is a messenger RNA of Daldinia vernicosa, 2169 nucleotides long. RefSeq names its product long-chain fatty alcohol dehydrogenase. Bases 1 to 2169 code for a protein of 722 amino acids. Lineage: Eukaryota; Fungi; Ascomycota; Sordariomycetes; Xylariales; Hypoxylaceae. The transcript has 5 exons. Gene Ontology annotation, molecular function: flavin adenine dinucleotide binding; long-chain-alcohol oxidase activity. The record is from RefSeq and is a predicted model, not a curated record.